AUGUUCCUAAAUCCUUCUACCAGUGCACGACGCGAAAAUGAUCUACAACGAGAAAAAAAAAGACGACGAGAAAAUAACCCACGACGAGAGUUAGUACUAGAACUAGAAAAUAACCCACAAUUAGAAAAAGAUCCACGACGAGAAAAUGACCGACAAAAAGAAAAUUUACCACCACAAGAAAAAGUACUAGAACUAGAAAAAGGCCCACGGAAAGAAAAUGACUUGCGAAAAGAAAAUGUGCCACAGAGAGGGAAAGACCCACGGCAAGAAAACAUACCACGUGGAAAAAAAGACCCACGCCGACAAAACGUGACACAACACGAAAAAGGCCCACGACAAAAAAUGGAAACGGGAAUAAAACAAGAAAAGUUACAUAAGCCGAAAGAUAAAUCACAAUCUACAGAUAUCUAUAAUUCCAACGGGGGUUCAGCGAAUAAUUCAAAGUCAGGAAAAUCAUCGCGCCAAUCUCGCUCCACUGAUACGCCAACAUAUUUACACAAUUCAAAAAAUUCAAGAGAAAAAUCUAAAAAAUCUUUAAAAACCGUUGAUUGCCAUAAGACAACAAAUGGUACAACCGAAACUUUGCAGCAUCCAGGUGAUAUUAUUGAAGUUGAAGAUCAUGUAACUCAAUUGAUGGGCAAUCGAGAAGCAUUUAAUCAUUGGUGCUCUAUUAGUUACUAUGAAUUCGAUACUCAAAUAGGUGAAGUAUUUGAAUUAAAAACUUUUUCUCACUUUGCUAGUGUUAAUGGUUGCAAAGGUUUAGAUGAUGGCCAUAUGUUUUGUUUGGGUAAUUUAACUAAAAAUCGUCAAAUACCAAAGAAAAUAGGUUCUGGCAUCUUUCUGUAUUUGUGCCUUAAUAGUGAUAUUUUGUUGAGACGAACAUGUCAUAGUCAUAUUUUUGUACAAUCAAAAUAUCUUGAUAGCCAAGAACUACAAAAAAAUGUUAGUUUUGUUCACGAAAUUGAUUUAUGGACAUAUAUUAAAGUAUUCUCUUUGAGAGAAUAUUAUGAGAGAAUGAAGAAAGAGAUUGCCGCUAAAACUAAAGAAGGAAAAACGAUUAGUAGUAGCGAUUUUAAAGAAUUUUAUUGUAUACGCCUGAGUUUUGCUGACGAAUGGGGACCAAAGACUACACGAAAAACUAUUGAAGAAACGUCUUGCUGGAUAGAUAUAAUGAUACGCCCAGCAUUGGUAUUACUCAAUCAGCUACUUGACACAUAAGACAAUAAUAAUUUAAAAGAAAAUUGUUACUUACAAAAAAAAAAAAUUUUUAUCCUUAAAAUAUUUACUAGAGAAGAAAUAUUUUUGCAAACGAGAUCAAUGACACGCCAGGGUGUAAGUAACUGAAAGUGAUUGAGUCAGAAGAACAAUUUAAUCAUCAAGGAGUGACUGAUAAGAUAUAAACAAGAAUUGUGUUAACUUAUGUAUCAAGUAAAUGUUCUUGUAAUUAGACGUGAUUCGGUUUCUGAAAUUGACGUUAUAAUAUACAGCGACAAUUUUACAUUUUCUAUCAUCAAAAUUUGUCUUUAAAAAAUUAAUAAACUAUUUUACAUUUUAAUUGAAUUGUUUUUUUAUUUUUUAUUUUUUUGUAGUAAUAAUUUGCAUUAAAAGCUAGCAUUUAAUUAAAUUGAAGGAUUGGUACAUAACUAAGCUUUUACACGGAAAAAAAAAAACAGUGGAAAAGUUAAAUCAAUAUCCACGAUUUAUUACAGUUUCAAAUGUCAGCAAAGUCCUUAGUAGCAAUUAUUAAUUUCAAAUAAGACUUUUUUGUCCUUAAUAGCAAAUAGAUUUUCAACGUUCAAAUUCCGUGAAAAAAAUUAACAUCUCUCAUUGUAAUUUUUUCUAUAAAUUCAUUUAGCUCGGCUUACAUUCUCAAUAGUUGAAUUUACUUUUCCAUAUAGUAGUGUUUUGAAUAAACUCGAGCAACAAGGUUUAAAAAUUACAGUUUGAGAUGUGAUAAUUCACAAAAUAUUUAUCACUCUCGAGAAUUAGUAGCUCAUACUGUAAAUUUUAUUAACUAACAAAAGAACACAUUUAUUCUCAUAGAACAAAAAAAGCAUUACCAAUAAAUGGCAAUUUUUACAGUUUCUUUUAUCAAUUAUAAAUUUUUCAAUUAAGAACAGUUGAAAAAUAUUAAGUAAAGUGAAAGGCCAAGUACCCGAUCACUCCAUGUAUUUGUAUAGAUAUAUUUAGUGAAAUUUAGUAAAUAUAGAUUUAUAAAUACAUGAGUGAGUGGGUAUACUAGUUCCCCGAUCAGGUACUGGGUAUUUCGAAAAAUUGCACAAAUAGUUUUUUAAAUUUUCUACUUGUGCAUAUUUUUGGUUUUUUUUUUCUUCAAAUUUCAUUGUUCAAAAAAAAUAAUCCAAAAAUUUUUAAUCUUCUGCUAACUUCAGGAUCAUAUCUGAUCAGGGAACUAGUACCUGAUCAGGUGCUGGGUCUCUUACCUUAGAGGCAAACUUUAAAAUUAAAAAAUUAAAUAUAUUUAUUAAAUCAAACAUUAUUGUAAAUUGCAUUAAGUCAAUAAUUUAAAUAAAUAAAAUAUGAUUGAUUCAACCGAAAAAAAAUUUUUUUUAAUUAAUUAAUUACGAUAAAUAUUAUUUUAAUAUUAUCUAAUGAAUAAUAAAUAAUUAUAAGCAAUGAUUAU
Microplitis mediator is the source of this 2641-nucleotide messenger RNA. RefSeq names its product mothers against decapentaplegic homolog 4-like. Gene Ontology annotation, biological process: regulation of transcription by RNA polymerase II; BMP signaling pathway; anatomical structure morphogenesis. The record is from RefSeq and is a predicted model, not a curated record. The transcript is spliced from 6 exons. The coding region runs from base 1 to 1218 and encodes 405 amino acids. Gene Ontology annotation, molecular function: I-SMAD binding; DNA-binding transcription factor activity, RNA polymerase II-specific; RNA polymerase II cis-regulatory region sequence-specific DNA binding. Gene Ontology annotation, cellular component: heteromeric SMAD protein complex. NCBI's taxonomy places the organism in Eukaryota, Metazoa, Arthropoda, Insecta, Hymenoptera, Braconidae.